Messenger RNA from Morus notabilis, 911 nucleotides. Its product is annotated as DNA-directed RNA polymerase V subunit 7. The coding region runs from base 125 to 664 and encodes 179 amino acids. Gene Ontology annotation, molecular function: single-stranded DNA binding; single-stranded RNA binding. NCBI's taxonomy places the organism in Eukaryota, Viridiplantae, Streptophyta, Magnoliopsida, Rosales, Moraceae. Gene Ontology annotation, biological process: DNA-templated transcription initiation. The transcript has 2 exons. The record is from RefSeq and is a predicted model, not a curated record.
UAAACCCUACCCUCCUUAGAAGUUAUAAGCCACCCUCUCCUCUCUUCACUGCUGCUCCCACGUCGCCGUGCUCACCUCGCUGUCGCCGUUGUGCUUCUCAGGGAUAUUUGGAAGAGUAAGAACAAUGUUUCUCAAAGUGCAGUUGCCCUGGAAUGUUGUGAUUCCUGCUGAGAGCCUGGACACGAACGGAUUGAUGCUUCAGAAAUCGAUUAUCAUCCGUCUUAUGGGUGAAUUUGCUGCUAAAAGGGCAACUAAAGAUCUUGGAUACGUUCUCGCUGUCACGACUUUGGAUAAUGUAGGAGAGGGAAAAGUAAGGCAGCUGACUGGGGAUGUGUUGUUCCCGGUUGUCUUCAGUGGUGUUACAUUCAAGAUUUUCAGGGGGGAGAUACUAGAGGGUGUUGUUCACAAGGUGCUGAAGCAUGGAGUUUUCCUAAGAUGUGGGCCGGUGGAAAAUUUAUAUCUUUCAUACAACAAAAUGCCUGGUUAUACUUAUUCGGCUGGUGAGAACCCAAUCUUCCAUAGUGAGUCGCAACCUACUAUUGAGAAAGAUGUCGUGGUUCGGGUCAUGGUCAUAGCGACCAAGUGGCUUGAAGCUGAAAGGGAAUUCCAGGCAUUGGUCAGUUUGGAUGGUGAUUAUCUUGGAGUACUUGGGCCUGUUUCUUAGCAUGGUUCUUCUAUGCUUGCUUAUGGUGUUGUAGUUUGUUUCAUGGUGUUGGGGUUUAGAUGUUUUAAGAACUGGGGAAAUGUAAAGAAUGAGUUUAGUAUCUUGCCACUUUGUAAGGUGAUUCUCUUGGUCCCAUUUCAUUGUGCGGGCCUGGUGAGGUCGAUCUGUAAAUAUUUGAUGACUACAAAAACUUUUUUUUUUUUUUUUUUUUUGCUUUGUUAGUUUUCAUAAUCAAUAUGACUUCAAU